Molecule: messenger RNA, 1828 nt
Organism: Pistacia vera
Lineage: Eukaryota; Viridiplantae; Streptophyta; Magnoliopsida; Sapindales; Anacardiaceae
Product: protein DETOXIFICATION 18-like
Exons: 7
Coding region: 1-1470 (489 amino acids)
Biological process (GO): xenobiotic detoxification by transmembrane export across the plasma membrane
Cellular component (GO): membrane
Molecular function (GO): antiporter activity; xenobiotic transmembrane transporter activity
Source: RefSeq, a predicted model, not a curated record
AUGUCAGUGGUCACAAGUAAUUUGCAUAGAUAUAAUAAUAGGAGAUCAUCAACAAGAUGGUGGAAGAAAAUUUUGGACGUGGAAGAGGCCAAAAUUCAAGCCUUAUUUUCGCUUCCAAUGAUCGUUACCAAUGUUUUUUACUACGCCAUUACUUUGGUUUCUGUUAUGUUUGCUGGCCAUCUCGGCCAACUUGAACUCGCCGGAGCCACUCUCGCAAAUUCCUGGGCCACUGUCACCGGCUUCGCUCUUAUGGCAGGAUUAAGUGGAGCACUGGAAACACUUUGCGGCCAGGGAUUCGGUGCUAGACAUUACAGCUUGUUGGGAAUAUAUUUACAAUCAUCUUGCAUUAUAUCAUUCUUCUUUUCCGCUAUAGUAUCUAUUGUCUGGUUCUAUUCUGAACCUAUUCUUAUUAUCCUUCAUCAAGAUUCCCAUAUUUCAAAACAAGCCGCUCUCUACGUAAGAUAUCUCAUUCCGGGUCUGUUUGCAUAUGGCUUUCUACAGAACAUUUUAAAGUUUCUUCAAGCACAAUCCGUUGUGAAGCCAUUGGUGUUGUUCUCAGCUCUUACGCUGGCCAUUCAUUUUGGUAUUGCAUAUGCUUUUAUACAUUGGACACCCCUUGGUUUCAAGGGAGCUUCACUGGCAGCUUCAGUUUCGCUAUGGAUUUCCACUGUUUUGUUGGCAAUAUAUGUCUUUUGUGCUAAGAAAUUUGAGCGUACAUGGGAAGGAUUUUCUUUUUUAUCAUUCAGUUACAUCUUCACAAACUUAAAACUAGCCUUACCUUCUGCUGCUAUGGUAUGCUUGGAGUUCUGGGCCUUUGAGAUUCUUGUGUUCUUAGCUGGAUUGAUGCCAAACUCUGAACUAACUACAUCGUUGAUAGCAAUAUGUAUGAAUACAGAAGAUAUUUCCUAUAUGAUUACAUAUAGCCUUAGUGCUACUGCAAGCACAAGGGUGUCAAAUGAGUUGGGAGCAGGAAAUAACGAUCGGGCCAAGAAUGCGAUGGCUGUGACUCUCAAGCUCUCAGUUCUACUUGCACUUAUACUUAUUAUUGUUCUAGCUUUUGGUCAUAAAAUUUGGGCUAGUUUCUUCACUGACAUCCCUGAAAUGAUAAAGCAAUUCACUUCUUUGACACCCUUUCUUGCAAUCUCAAUCAUGUUAGACUCUGUGCAAGGUGUCUUAUCAGGGGUAGCAAGAGGAUGCGGUUGGCAACACUUGGCUGUGUGUGCUAACUUGGCAACAUUCUAUUUCAUUGGGAUGCCAAUAGUAGGAAUUCUGGGAUUUAAGUUGAAGCUGCAUGCUAAGGGUUUGUGGAUUGGCUUGAUUUGUGGUCUCACCACCCAAGCCAGCACCCUUUUAUUAAUAACGCUGUGUCGAAACUGGACUAAUAUAGGUGUCCCUGUGAUUAGAGAAAAUGAAAUCCCAAAUAUUAUUGAACCAAAUGAACUUCUAUAUGCAAGGCAAGAAGAGAGCUAAGCGAAGACACAUGCACAUAAUUACACAAUGAAGUUUUUUUCCAAACUUGAGAAAAAAUUCUAAUUGACAGACACAGAAAAAUUGUGGAUACUUACCAUAUACCAUUGAGGCAGCAGAGAGUGUGGGUAGUUUAAAGUUUGUGAAGAUGCAACUGAAUGAUUCAAGACAAAAUCUUUUCCAUGUAUUGCACCAUUGUCAACAAAAGGAUCUAUUUGUGUGGGAAUUUGAGAAGAUGACCAAUUUGUGGCACAAGGAACUCAAUAUGUUGGGCUGAAACUGAAAGCCACAUGCAAAUCGACCAGGAAUGAGAUACUUCAUAGAGCUACUUGAUUUUUGUAAUAUUGGAAUCUUGAUGAAG